This is a messenger RNA of Macrosiphum euphorbiae (potato aphid), 780 nucleotides long. Lineage: Eukaryota; Metazoa; Arthropoda; Insecta; Hemiptera; Aphididae. The record is from the annotation of a GenBank genome assembly.
AUGAUGCCCGCCAUGACGUUGCUGGUGCUGUCGUCCACGUCGCUGUUGGCGUCCGUCGCCGCCACGUCGGCCGACGACUGCGUGCUGGACCUGGCCAUCGUCUGUCUGGACGACAAGCUGCUGGUGUACGUCAAUUGGCUGGAGAAGCGGGACAAGCUGAACGUGGUCGGUGACAUCGUGACGAUCGUCAAGAAGAAAGAGGCGGGCCUAGCCGAAGACAGGUCCAAGCUGCAGCCGCACAACAGCAAGCCCCACGUGCACCGGGUCAGCACGUCCCUGGGACCUGCCAUCGACGAGUACUUCGACACGCACACCAUCCGGAUAUCGCUGCCUUGGAUACUCGACGACGACAUCGAUCUGGAACUUGACCAGCAAGGCCGCGGCAAGAAGACCAAAUUGAAACACCUCAAGAAAAUGAUGUCGAUGCUGGGCGUUAUCAUGUGCGCCAAACUGUCGCUGAUGGGACCGCUGGCCAUGGUCAUGAUUGGCGCUAAAGCGCUCAAGGCACUGCUGCUGGCCGUCGUGUCGCUGACCAUAUCCAAACUCAUGUUGCUCAAGAAGUUUAAGGGCGGAGGAGGCGGCGGAGGCGGAUACGGCAGCGGAUCCGUGGUCCAGGCCGACUGGUCGUCGGACAAGGACGACCGGAACGCGCAUCUGCUAGCCUAUGCCGGACAGUCGGCCGCCGCCUCGGGGACAGCUGUCAUGUCGCCGUCUUCGCAACAACCCCUCCAACAGAUGUACCCUUCGUACGAACCUCACGGCUACCACGGGGCUGCCUGA